Daphnia pulicaria is the source of this 1609-nucleotide messenger RNA. Its product is annotated as probable pyruvate dehydrogenase E1 component subunit alpha, mitochondrial. Gene Ontology annotation, molecular function: pyruvate dehydrogenase (acetyl-transferring) activity. Gene Ontology annotation, biological process: pyruvate decarboxylation to acetyl-CoA. Bases 158 to 1357 code for a protein of 399 amino acids. The transcript has 7 exons. The record is from RefSeq and is a predicted model, not a curated record. Gene Ontology annotation, cellular component: intracellular membrane-bounded organelle. NCBI's taxonomy places the organism in Eukaryota, Metazoa, Arthropoda, Branchiopoda, Diplostraca, Daphniidae.
UUGAGUCUCUGCCGACAUAAUUUUUUUUCACGACGAUUUUCCCGACGUCCCGUCCCGCAAGACAUUUUCGACCUAUUAACAAGUUGAAAAUAGUUAUCCGGGUUUUCGCGAUUGCCCAGUGCUCAGUAAUAUAAAUAACAACGAACCAUCUUCAGAAAUGUUUUCUGUUACCUUGAGGUCUUUGGGAAGGCAGGUGCAUCAACAAAAUAAAUCCCUUGCUCCACUCUUCACCUAUUCCAAAAAUGGGCUAAACACUGAGGCAUCAUUUGAUACCAAGCCUUUCAAGCUGCACAAAUUGGAAGAGGGUCCAUCGACAUCUGUGACCCUUUCACGACAAGAUGCGCUCAAGUACUACAAAGACAUGCAAAUGAUCCGCAGGAUGGAAACGGCUGCCGGCAACUUGUACAAGGAGAAAAUCAUUCGAGGAUUUUGUCACCUUUAUUCUGGACAAGAAGCUUGCUGUGUCGGUAUGAGGGCCUCGAUGAGGUCGUACGAUGCCGUAAUCACGGCCUACCGAGCCCACGGCUGGACUUACAUGAUGGGCGUAGAUCCUGUCGGAGUCCUUGCCGAGCUGACCGGUCGUAACACUGGUUGCCAGCGAGGCAAAGGUGGUUCUAUGCACAUGUACAUCAAGAAUUUUUACGGUGGCAACGGAAUCGUUGGCGCCCAGCAACCUUUGGGUGCCGGAGUCGCAUUGGCUCUCAAGUACCAAGGAACUGAUGGUGUUUGCCUGACCCUGUACGGCGAUGGUGCUGCUAAUCAAGGUCAGUUGUACGAGGCCAUGAACAUUGCCCAGUUGUGGAAAUUGCCCGUUAUCUUUAUCUGCGAAAACAACGGAUACGGCAUGGGUACUUCGGUGGAUCGCGCUUCGGCCAGCACGAAUUACUACACUCGCGGUGACUACGUCCCAGGCAUUUGGGUGGACGGUAUGGACGUUCUGGCUGUUCGUGAGGCAACUCGUUUCGCCAUCGACCAUUGCGCUACUGGCAAAGGUCCCAUGGUGAUGGAAGUGGUGACGUAUCGCUACUCUGGUCACUCCAUGUCCGAUCCUGGCACAUCCUACCGUUCCCGUGAUGAGAUUCAAGAAGUCCGACAGACUCGUGAUCCCAUCACUGGUUUCCGCGAGCGUCUGCUCGCCACCAGCUUGGCAACAGCCGAAGAGCUCAAGGAUAUCGACCAAGAGGUUCGCCAGGUGAUUGAAGACGCCGUCAAACGAGCCAAGGCAGACAAGGAAAUUGGCCUAGAAGAAUUGACGGCCGACAUUUCGUGCAAUCCUAUCGACACCCGAGUCCGUGGUGUCACGGCGUUCGAUACGCUAACGCACAGACGUCUGGGCCCGGCUGUCAACAACCACUAAGUUCCUCUUCUUUUACUCUCUCUCUCCUUAAUUCCUUCCUUUAGGGAAAGAAGUAAAAAAACAACAAGAGACCAACAGCAGCUCUGUGGUUCGUGGACAUAGUUGUUAGUAAACACGGAAUGUUAAUAUCUUGUAAAUCUGUCACAGCUUUGAUUGUAUCUAACCUUUCAAACAAGACAAGACACACGUCUUGAAUCAAACAAUAAAAGAUCUGACCCUAGGUCAAUACAUUAGUGAAUUGAAACAAACAAA